Messenger RNA from Spodoptera frugiperda (fall armyworm), 1698 nucleotides. RefSeq names its product sarcoplasmic calcium-binding protein, alpha chain (gene Scp1). Lineage: Eukaryota; Metazoa; Arthropoda; Insecta; Lepidoptera; Noctuidae. Bases 179 to 766 code for a protein of 195 amino acids. Gene Ontology annotation, molecular function: calcium ion binding. The record is from RefSeq and is a predicted model, not a curated record. The transcript has 4 exons.
UGUCGGUGGUGACGCGGUCGUCUUGUAAUAUUGUUUUAUUUCGUUAGUUUAUUCGGAGCGGAGAGGCGCGGGCGGCGGCCGUCAGUUGAGUCGCGACCGCCGCCGCGCCUAUAACCCGGCUAAUACAAACCCGGACAACGACACAACAUCUAAACACAUUAACAGUUCAUCACUCAAAAUGGCCUAUUCGUGGGACAACAGAGUUGCUUUUGUUGUGCGAUUCCUCUACGAUAUCGACAACAAUGGUUACCUGGAUGCGCACGACUUCCACUGCCUGGCGCUGCGCACCUGCGUGCUGGAGGGCAAGGGCGACUGCAGCGCCGCGCGCCUCCAGAAGUACCAGCACAUCAUGCUGAGCCUCUGGGAGGAGAUCGCGCAGCUGGCAGACUUCGACAAGGUGCCAGACUAUGACGGUAUGAUAACAGUGGAUGAAUUCAAACAGGCAGUAAAGAACAGCUGCGUGGGCCGUAGAUAUGAGGACUUUCCUCAGGCCAUGAAAGCCUUUAUAGAGACCAACUUCAAGAUGAUAGACAUAAAUAUGGACGGAGUUAUUGGUAUAGAAGAGUACAGAUACGACUGUGUACAACGGAUGGUAUUGGAGGACAUCAAAGUGAUAGACGACGCCUUCAAUUCCCUACUCAAUGAUGACGACAGAAGAAAAGGCGGUCUCACACUAUCAAGAUACCAAGAACUCUUCGCUCAGUUCCUCGGUGAUGAUGGUGACGACUGCCAAGCGAAACACUUAUUUGGACCUUUAGAACUAUAAUCAAGGCCUUACUUAGUAUAGUUAGGCUCACAGUAAUGACUGACAUACCUAUCAAGUAACAACUAAACGUUAGCGGAAUUAAUGAAAUCAUUUCACAAGAAAAUAACAAUAUUAUUAGACCAACUGUAUGACGUAGAUAUUUACUUACGUAUUGUAUAAAUUGUAAUUUGCCUUUUGAAGUUAUAGCUGUAUUGCAGUCAAAAUAACAUAUUAUUUCAUGUUUAUGAAUCGUGAACACAUUACAGUCGAAUACUUGUUUACGAAAUUACAUUUAUAUUUUCAACGCGCCAAAAAUACACAAACACUGCGUCGAUACAGAUUAUAAAUAAACCAUAAUAAUGCUAGUCUUUGAAUCUGUGAUGCGUUCUCAAUUACGUAAAGAUCACCAAAUAUUAUUUUAUUUGGGUGAUCUUAGAAAGUUUAUUAACUUCUGUUAAUAUGUAUAUUAAUUUGUAUUGUAUUAGUAUUUAUUAUGCUAGAUACUUGUUUAAAUAUUUUUGUAAUCCUGCCCUACUUAUAUUACACAACAAAAUUUAAAAUAUUCUUAUUAAUUUGUUCUAUAAUUUUAAUGUUGUUCUACUUCGUUAUAUGUUUAUCUUUUUAAGGUGUUUAUUGGGAGAUAAUGUAAUAUUUUUGGAAUGUUAAUUUCCCGUUUGUUGUUUUUUAUCUUAUAUUUAUUACGUAUGGUAUCAUUAUAAUUAUAUUAAGUAUAUCGAACGAAGAAACCAGCGGGUUUCCAUGCGAACUUAAUUUGUUACUACUUAUUAAUAAGCUACGGCAGUUAGUUUAAUGAAUUAUAUGGAGAAUGUGCGGGAAAUGUUGUGCUCAAACAUACAAAAUGAAUCUAGUCAUCACGGUGUUGAAAUGUAAUCUUGUUGAAUUGUAAAUACUUACGUUUUGUUAAUAAUAUAUCAUAUUGUUACGUUCUACAA